UUAUUAUUAUUAUUAUUAUUAUUAUUAUUAUUAUUAUUAUUAUUAUUAUUAUAUGUCUUUAUUAAAAUGUAAGGUUAUUUUGCCUUGGCAUCAACGAAACGCCGGGAUGCAAUCUUUUAAAAACGACCUAAAAUGGCCAAUUAUUUAAUUACAAAAAACGGUGGAUGGCUAUAUCAUAUAUUAUAAGGUUUAUCUGUUUAUUGUAGUAGCCUAUAAAAACCUCUAUCCAAUCUAAAGAGGCUAACGGGGGUGUACUGUUUGUGCUAUUGUUUAUUAUGUUUCAAUCCCCGUUGAUGAGUACGAUUUUGGCCUUUUCAAUCGUCUGUAAAUUAUGAUUAUAUAUUUUUUAUUUUGGUGGCUCCCUCUUGCCGUUUCAAGCCGCGCUGCAUCCUAUAGUUUGACAUCUCAGCACCAGCGCCCCACCUCCCUCCAAACUGACGUCACGACUCAGGUUAUUUGCAUGAGCAAUGCUGCUGCAAGCAACUGGGAACUCAGUGUCUCGAUUUCUUACCAACGAUCGCGCUAGAAGAAAAAAAAAAGAGCGAGCUACAGCGCAGAGGAGGAAAAUUACCAGCAAAACACCAGAGCUUGUGAAAGUGAAUAGCCGUCAUUCUCAUCCGCACAGCUCUGCACAGCCAGACCGGAGCGAAGCAUGGAGCUACCAGCGGCGGGAGAGCACGUCUUUGCUGUGGAAAGCAUUGAGAAAAAGCGAGUAAGAAAGGGAAGAGUUGAAUACCUGGUGAAAUGGAGAGGCUGGUCUCCCAAAUACAACACGUGGGAGCCAGAGGAAAACAUCCUUGAUCCGAGACUCCUGAUUGCUUUCCAAAACAGAGAAAGACAGGAACAGCUUAUGGGUUAUCGCAAACGUGGACCUAAACCCAAACACCUCCUGGUUCAGAUUCCUUCUUUUGCACUGCGUUCCAGUGUGCUUUCGGAUCUCCAGGAAACCUCUCUAGAUGAUGAGAACAGGCCCAAGACUGAGACUAUCCCAGGGAACAAAAUGCAGUAUCAGCAGUAUCAGUUGAACAGCAAGAAGCACCACCAGUACCAACCCAACAGUAAUGACGCCCAAGUCGAGCAACAGGCCAACAGCAAGAAGAAAUAUUACUACCAGCUUAACAGCAAAAAGCAUCACCAUUACCAACCGGACCCCAAAAUGUACGACCUUCAGUACCAAAGGGGAAGAGAGAGAGAGAGAGAGAGCAGUCAGCUCCAUGUGGACCACAGUCGUAAUUUGUCUCCCACUCUGCAGCAGACAUGGGUUCACAAAAAAGAGACUGGAUGCCUUAAUCAGGUUAAAGACCUGUCUGUGGAGCUCAAGAAGCUUCCAGCCCAUUUAACUGGAAGCGAACCAGUUCUGAACUCUAAUGGAGUUACCAGUGCUGCCAAAGAAGUUGCAAGGAGCAACGGGAUUGGAAGUAAAAUGAAAAUCGUGAAAAACAAAAACAAGAAUGGGAGAAUCGUCAUUGUCAUGAGCAAAUAUAUGGAGAAUGGAAUGCAAUCAGCAAAGAUUAAAUCCAGGGACAAUGAAAUGAGCCACCAGGACAGAAAGGUAGAUACUUCAGGAAAUGUGUCAGAGAGGACUAAGUUGGUUGAUUCACACAGAUCGGAAGAUGAGAGUAACAAAGAUGAAGAAGAGCAAAUGCCAGCAAGUGCUCGUACUGCUACUGGACUAAAAAAUGGACAUUCCCAAACUGAUGAAGUAGGGAUAAGAAAUAAUGAUAACAUGGAAAAAGACAGUAAUGAGACUGGAAAUAAUGCAGAACUGAUGGAUGACCAACCUCUUCAGCUUACCACCAAACCUAAUUUAAUACCAUGGCCCUUUGAAAUGGGUGUUCUGUCGAGACUGGACCAGAAAAGGAAUGAGGUUGGAAUAAAUCUGGCUCAUUCCAGGAAACGCAAUCUCUCUGAACCAAAUGAGGAAAGAGGAGUUAUCAAAAAGUUUCUCGCUUCUAGGAGCAUAAGCACACCCAGCAGCAUGCCUCAGAUACCCCAGGAGAAGCCAAUGGACCUUCAUCUGAACAGCUACCACCACACUAGUGUACCAGACUACUUGUUUGAUGGUUCAAACCCAGAAGAACCUAUAGACUUAAGUUUUGUGAAGCCCAGAGCUGUGAUGGAGACCUGCAAACAGGUGCAGGUAGAAACAAAGGAGAAAGAGCCUUUGGAGACACAGGAAGAGAAGGAGGAACCUGCAUCUAGUUUUAAACCAUUCCUUGGAAACAUCAUAAUUACUGAUGUCACUGCAAACUGUCUUACUGUCACCUUUAAGGAAUAUAUUACUGUCUAAUGAAUUGGACCAUGAAUGGGGAAUUUAUACAUUAUAGACCUGAUAUACGCCACUAAAAAAACAAUAAAUUCCUGUUUUUUUAUAUCUAUUGGAGCGCUGGUUAGAAGAAGCCGUUGGUGUCUACUUGCUCCAAUUUUCACCCAUGUUGUCCUCCUGCCACAAACCAUGAAGUCCAUUCUCUUGUAUGAAGUCUCAGUUUAUGAACCUGAUGUUUUUAUAAUAUCACAAUGGUUGUCAUUGGUAAUGGAGGGGUAUGAAGCUGUGAUGCAACUUUGAUUUAAAAAAAUAAUAAUAAUAAUAAAAUAAAAAAGUGCAUUUUAAUUUGAGAUGUAAAAAUAGAAGUGAAUAGUUUGGAUACUUCUUCCUAGUGGAUAUCUGGCCUCAGAUUAAAAAGCGUGUGUGUGUGUAUAUGUGUGUGUGUAUAUAUAUAUAUAUAUAUAUAUAUAUAUAUAUAUAUAUAUAUAUAUAUAUAUAUAUAUAUAAAAUUAAAACACCUUUUGUUUUCACUGCUUUAUAAUAUUUUCAUCAAAGACGUGCGCUUAAUUUACAAUGUUAAUUGCAGAAAAAUGAAAAAUAUCUGCUGGAUACUGUAUUGGGGGGGGGAAAAAAACAAACAAUACAGUUACCCUUAUGUACUGAUCUUUCUCUAAUAUUAUGGGGUAUGGUGGCAUGACAUCUCCCAGGUAAAAUAAAUACAUACUUACUCAAGGUAAAUUGGGUUGUGUUAAGUAUAGUAGUAAAUGUAUAAGACUUAUACAUGGAUCUUAACGUUCAAUCUGUUGUGGAGACAGGCUGUUGUUUUUUUGAUAUUAUGUCAACUGUAUUAGAUAUUAUUUUACUGGAUUUAAGACAUUCCCAGAAUGAUGCCCAUUGUGUUGCCACCAAAUUAUUUUGGACAGGAGUCAUAAGGACCUGUUACCAGUUGUUUAGGGGACCCCAAAAUCUUACUUUCUUUAUAAUCUGGGUAUUAAAAAAAAUAUAUGUAUUUUGGGUUAUUAUUACUGUUGUACUAAACUGCUAAGUAGUUCUUCCCUUAAAGUGCAAAAACCCUAGAAUCUGAUGCUAACAAGUUAAAGAGUGCUGCUAAACUGUAGAAAUGUUUAUACGUUGAGCUGUUGAUGUUUAUUGCUUGAAUGUAACCACACAAGAGUUUAACAAAAAAAAGAAAGAAAGUAUUUAAUGUACAAGAAUGGACUUUGCAGAUCCAUUACAAUAAAUAGCCACUUGAAUGAGGGGGAUUGUAGUAUUCUGUAAAUGGUCGCCAUAUUGGAAUUGUUGCUAAUUGCUUCAAAUAAUAAUGACCUUGUCAUCAUGUACAAAGGGGGUUUAUCUGUUUGUGCUCUUCUAUAUAGUUUAAAGAAUAACAAUCGCACACACACACACAAUAAAUGUUUGCUUUUAGUAUACUGCGAAUGAUCUUUAAAAGGCCAGUAUGUAUAGUGUAAAAAUAAUCUUGUUUAAACUUUGCAAAUCCUGUAGUUUGGUACAUGCACUUAGUUAUAAAAUGUAUGUAGCUUUAAAGCAAUUAAGUGAGAAUUUCACAAUAUUUUUUAUUUUAUUUUCUUUUUUAUUUGAGCUGGCUGUCUUUGGUAAUUGCUCUGCAAUAUAAAAAAAUAAAAUAACAAUUAUUUAAAGUGAA
Acipenser ruthenus (sterlet) is the source of this 3929-nucleotide messenger RNA. RefSeq names its product E3 SUMO-protein ligase CBX4-like. Gene Ontology annotation, biological process: negative regulation of DNA-templated transcription. Lineage: Eukaryota; Metazoa; Chordata; Actinopteri; Acipenseriformes; Acipenseridae. The record is from RefSeq and is a predicted model, not a curated record. The transcript has 5 exons. The coding region runs from base 653 to 2290 and encodes 545 amino acids.